UGUUGAUUAACUCGGAGAACAGAGAGAGUUUGACCGCGGUCUGAAGUCUCCGUUUCAGCUGAUGAUGCGUGAUAGACUGUGAUGAAGAGGACCUGAAGGAGAACUGUGACUGACAUUAAUGCAGCCUGGAAUCAUAACUCAGUGUUUGGGACAGAAGCUCAUGAUGACGGAGAGCGUGCGGCGCCUGGUGUCCAAAGAUGGCCACAGUAACGUGAAGAUCGAUAACGUGGAGGGAAUGAUCAAGCUGUUCCUGCACGACAUCUGGACCACGGUGGUGGACAUCAAGUGGCGUUACAAGAUCACUCUGUUCGCCUCCACCUUCAUCAUGACGUGGUUCGUGUUCGGCGUGGUGUUCUACCUCAUCGGCCUGAGCCACGGCGACUUCGACUCGGACCCGUCAUCCAAUCACACGCCGUGCGUGAUGAACGUGGACUCGCUAACCGGCGCGUACCUGUUCUCCCUGGAGACCCAGAGCACCAUCGGCUACGGCUUCCGCCACGUGUCCGAGGAAUGUCCUCUCGCGAUCCUGACGCUAGUGCUACAGCUGGUGCUAACAGGGCUAGCCGAGAUCUUCGUCACCGGAGCGUUUCUUGCUAAGCUAGCGCGACCGAAGAAGCGCGCGGGCAGCAUCCGUUUCAGUCGCGUGGCGGUGGUGUGUGUGCGCGACGGGAGGCUACGACUCAUGGUACGCGUUGCUAACCUAAGGAACAGCCUGUUGAUACAGUGCCAGCUCUCGGGGAAACUUCUAUCGAAUCGCGUCACGCAAGAGGGAGAGAAGAUCCUCCUUCAUCAGGAGAGCGUCGACUUCCAGCUGGACUCGUGCGGAGAGUGUCCGUUCCUCCUGCUACCGCUAACCUUCUCGCACGUGCUGGACGAGAGAAGCCCGCUAGCGAACCUCACGGCGGACGAGCUCCCGAGACGAGAGUUCGAGCUGCUCGUGACCCUGAACGGGACCGUCGAGUCCACGGCCUCCUCGUGCCAGAGCCGAACCUCAUACACGCCUCAGGAGAUCCUGUGGGCUCACGAGUUUGCGCCGGUGCUGUCCCACACGCGCGCGGGCAAACUCACCGCGGAUUUCAGCGUCUUCGACAGGGUGAGGCUGUGCAGCGACCCGCCGACGAGCCCCUGCGCCGCGGAGAAGCUCCAGCUGGAGGAGGAGUACAGACGGGAACGAGGAGGAACAUCUGAGUGACGCAACACCACCCAAACACUCGCUUCACUUGUUGAUAAAAGUCAAUCGGGAAUGAUUUAUCAGCAACUUUAUUUAAAGAGUGAUUUAUUCCUGUGAUCAAAGCUGCAUUUAUUUAAUUAAAAAUACAGUAAGAAUUGCACAUGAAUGUGUGAGUGAAUGUUUCUUGAGCAUCAGAUCCUCAUAUUAGAGUGAUUUCUGAAGGAUCAUGUGACAGUAAUGAUGCUGAUGCAGAUGAUUGUCUUAUUUAAUCAGAAUAUAAUGUCUUACUUCAUUUAUCCUCCACCUUCACACAGAGAAACUUUCACCAUCAAAUGUAACCACAAUUGUCUGUGUUCCUGUGUUUAAUUAAUCCAUUUCGGAACUUCUGCAAUUGCUUUAGCAAAAAUAUUUGAUUCAUGUUUCUCCUUGUAUAAAUGUGUGACUUAUAUUUGUUUUAAACUCAACAAACUCUA
This is a messenger RNA of Pimephales promelas (fathead minnow), 1644 nucleotides long. RefSeq names its product potassium inwardly rectifying channel subfamily J member 15 (gene kcnj15). Gene Ontology annotation, cellular component: plasma membrane. The record is from RefSeq and is a predicted model, not a curated record. Gene Ontology annotation, biological process: regulation of monoatomic ion transmembrane transport; potassium ion import across plasma membrane. Gene Ontology annotation, molecular function: inward rectifier potassium channel activity. NCBI's taxonomy places the organism in Eukaryota, Metazoa, Chordata, Actinopteri, Cypriniformes, Leuciscidae.